Penicillium chermesinum is the source of this 1185-nucleotide messenger RNA. RefSeq names its product dolichyl-phosphate beta-glucosyltransferase. Gene Ontology annotation, cellular component: endoplasmic reticulum membrane. The transcript is spliced from 3 exons. The record is from RefSeq and is a predicted model, not a curated record. Bases 1 to 1185 code for a protein of 394 amino acids. NCBI's taxonomy places the organism in Eukaryota, Fungi, Ascomycota, Eurotiomycetes, Eurotiales, Aspergillaceae.
AUGAACUCGUGGAGCGACGUAUGUCGCCAAUGCGUGGCCACUGUGGCCGCUACUCCUGCCUGGAUUUCUCUCGUGUCUCUUCUAGCGACAGCACUCGGUGUUUUUGUCCUGGACAUAGUACUAACAAUCGACCUCAGUUCUUUCUCUUCUUAUUCCUCGUUGCACCCGUCCCACGGCCUCCCUUGCCAGAAGAAAAGAAGUACAGGACCCUCAACAAAGAUGGAUCCAUCGCAACCCCCCCAACAGCUCCCCUGCUGGUCCGACGCGCUUGACUCCGCAAAGCAGAGCUCUCCUUCCCCCGCCGUCGAACCAGCAGAGCUCUUCAUGUCGGUCGUGGUCCCCGCCUUCAAUGAAGAGGAGCGCCUCACAGAUAUGCUCGACGAAGCUGUGACCUACCUUGAAAACACAUACCCCUCCCGCGCCAAUGCCGCGGUCGAAAUCAAGCCGGCGCGCAAACGCAAGACGGAUAACGGCCACGCGAAGAACGGCCCGGCUACAGCCCCAGAGGCUGGCCGAGGCUGGGAAAUAGUCAUUGUCUCUGACGGCUCGACUGAUCGCACGGAAGAGGUCGCGUUUGGCUUCGCGAAAGAACGCAAGCUGGAGCCCGGGGCGUUCCGCGUUGUGAGCCUUACGCGGAAUCGUGGGAAGGGCGGCGCUGUGACGCACGGCAUGCGGCAUGUGCGGGGGCAAUAUGUAGUCUUCGCUGAUGCGGAUGGGGCAAGUAAAUUCGAGGAUCUGGGGAAGCUGGUUGCCGCGUGCUCGGAUGUCGAGGAUGCGGAGGGCCGCGGUGUUGCGGUGGGCUCGAGAGCGCAUAUGGUGGGUAGUGAGGCUGUUGUGAAGCGAUCGAAGCUGCGUAACUUUCUGAUGCACUCGUUCCACUUGAUUCUGUGGUUGAUGACGCCGCCGAAGACGGCUACGGUGAAAGACACGCAGUGUGGCUUCAAGCUGUUUUCCCGCGCGGCGCUACCUUAUAUUGUGCCGUAUAUGCACUCCGAGGGUUGGAUCUUUGAUGUCGAAAUGCUCAUGCUGGCAGAAUUUGCCCAUAUUCCGGUGGCGGAGGUGCCUGUCGGCUGGAAAGAGGUUGGGGGGAGCAAGCUGAAUGUUUUGCGUGACAGCAUUGGUAUGGCCUGGGGCCUGGCGCUCCUGAGGGCUUCUUGGUCGCUUGGUGUCUAUAGACAGAGGUGA